This is a messenger RNA of Colletotrichum truncatum, 252 nucleotides long. RefSeq lists its product as uncharacterized. Gene Ontology annotation, cellular component: mitochondrion. The record is from RefSeq and is a predicted model, not a curated record. NCBI's taxonomy places the organism in Eukaryota, Fungi, Ascomycota, Sordariomycetes, Glomerellales, Glomerellaceae.
AUGCAUCCCCACUUGCACACCAAGGACAAUUUCGAAUGCGAAGACAUCAUGGUCGCCCUCGAAGAAUGCCACGCCAAGGGCUUCAUGUUCAAGUCCCUCGGUGGCUGCAACGAUGCCAAAGACAAGGUCACAGAGUGCCUCAAGGGUGCGCGCGCGAGGCGCACGGAGGCCAACCGCGCUGCGGCGCGGGCGAAGCGGGAGGAGCGCGAGAACAGGAUAAAAGAGCUGAACAAGUCUCUCGGCCUCGAUUAG